Messenger RNA from Scophthalmus maximus (turbot), 1268 nucleotides. RefSeq names its product GTPase IMAP family member 7-like. Gene Ontology annotation, molecular function: GTP binding. The coding region runs from base 139 to 1074 and encodes 311 amino acids. The record is from RefSeq and is a predicted model, not a curated record. The transcript has 2 exons. NCBI's taxonomy places the organism in Eukaryota, Metazoa, Chordata, Actinopteri, Pleuronectiformes, Scophthalmidae.
AGGUUCACUGUCGGUGUGACGUCAGGGCGUGGUCCUGUGGAUCAAAGGUUCAAACUGCUUUAAAAGGAGCAGACAGACAAUCGACCUUCACUCUUCAACUCGUCUGUGGAAUCGACUCUCGCUCUCUUUGACUCCGACAUGGCCAACAGCUCAGGCUCUAAAAUAACCAACGACAAGGAGCUGAGGAUGGUUAUGGUGGGGAAGACUGGAAUUGGGAAGAGCGCCACAGGAAACACCAUUCUGGGAGAAAAGCUCUUUAAAUCUAAGUUCAGCGCUAAGUCUAUGACUGUAGACUGUGCGAAGGGCAGAGCUGUGGUCGACGGACAGCCCCUCGCUGUCAUCGACACCCCGGGUCUGUUUGACACCAGGUUCGACGAGGAGCAGACCGCCAAAGAUUUGAGUCGGUGCAUCGCUUUCGCUUCUCCUGGUCCCCAUGUCUUCCUGGUGGUCGUCAGACUGGGCAGGUUCACCGAUGAGGAAAAGCAGACUGUGCAGAUGAUUCAGAAAAUCUUCGGCGAGGCCGCAGACAAAUACAGCAUGGUUCUCUUCACCGGCGGCGACCUUCUUGAAGGCACCACCAUCGAGGAGUUCUUAUCUGAUAGCGAAGACCUUCAAGAGCUCGUGAACAGAUGUAACGGCGAGUACCACGUCUUCAAUAACCAGCUGAGGGAUGAAUCUCAGGUUAGAACACUACUCCACAAAAUCAGAAACAUCGUGGAGAAGAACGGAGGAAGCCACUACACCAACGAGAUGUUCCAGGAGGCUGAGAGGGAGAUCGAGGAGGAGAAACGACGCAUCCUGAAAGAGAAAGAGGAGCAGAUACGCAAAGAGAGGGAGGAGAUAGAGAGGAAACUUCGAGAGCAACAUGAAAGUGAGAUGAAAGAAUUAAAUGAACGACACCAGGCUGAGAAAGAGAAGGACAGGGAGGAGAUGGAAAGACAGAAGAAUGAAUUAAAAGCAGCUCACGAUAAGAGAAUGAGAGAGGAAGCGGAAAGAUUACAGGCAGAGCACGCAAGGAAAGCCCGGUCUCAGGCCGAGAAUCAAAACCGACGCAAACGCUGCGUAAUCCUCUAAUAAGAAUCAUCUUCUGUUUGCUCGUGACCUCAGUGCAGCUCGUCCGUUUUUCAGAAUCUUUGAACCUUCUCUCAACUCAUGGCAUCACGUUGGUUUGUUCCUAUCACGACAGUACGGUUUUUUCUACAUGUGUGGGCCUCCUCACAUUGUCUUUACUUCAGGAUCAAAACUCAAAGAAUAAACAUUUAAAAUAA